GCCUAGAAAACAAUGGAGUUCCUUUCUUUUCUGGCUACCUUUGUUGUUUUGAGACUUUCUCUUUCUACAACAACUUUUGCUGUGGUUGAUACCAUUAGACCUUCAGAAUUUUUGAGAGAGAACACAACUUUGGUAUCCAGUGUAGGAAGGUUUGAACUGGGAUUCUUUAGUCCAGGCAAUUCAAAGAAUCGUUACCUGGGAAUUUGGUAUAAGAACAUCUCAGCUCAAACUGUUGUUUGGGUUGCAAACCGGUGUGAACCGAUCAACGAUUCAUCUGGCUCAUUGACCAUAGACGACACAGGAAAUCUUGUGCUUUAUGGACAGAAUAAGAGGGUCGUUUGGUCUACGAACUCAUCGAAACAAGCCCGGCAACCACUGGUUCAGCUCUUGGACGAUGGUGACUUGGUUUUGAGAGAUGAGAAAGAUGAGAACACAGAAAACUAUUUGUGGGAAAGCUUUGAUUAUCCUACCGAUACGAUGAUACCCGGAAUGAAAUUGGGAUGGAGCUUGAGAAGAGGUCUCACGUGGAGCUUAUCGGCAUGGAAGAGUGUUGAUGACCCCUGUGAUGGAGACUUAACUUAUGGGAUUGAGCUUGUUGAACCACACCAUGCAUAUCCUGAACUAAUUAUCCGUAAUGGGUCUGCAAAAUUGUAUCGUGAAAGCCUUGGUGAUGGCAUAAGUUUCAGCAGAACUUAUAAUAAUAAUAAUGAUGAAUUUUCGUACAGACACAUAUAUGAUGAAGAAGUUUACUACAUGUACAACGUCAUAGAUAAGUCAAUCAUCUCAAGAAUUACCUUAGGCGAAAGAAUUGAACACAGGGAAUGGAUGGAAGAAGACAAAUAUUGGAGAUCUUAUUACUCAAUUCCAAGUGACCGGUGUGACUACUAUGGUGUCUGUGGAGCUAAUUCGGAGUGUGUCAAAACGAAGGAUAAAAUUUGCCAAUGUUUAGAAGGUUUUAAGCCAAAGAACCAAGACAACUGGAACAAGAUGUACUGGUCAGAAGGGUGUGUGAAAAACAGUUCUAUGAGCUGCGAUGAUGAUAAAGAGAACGAUGAGUUCCUUGACUUUUCUCUCUUGAAAUUGCCCGAUGCUCAAUAUACUUGGGUGAAUGAGAGUAUGAAUCUAAAUGACUGCAAGGCUAAAUGCUCGAGCAAUUGCUCUUGCAUGGCUUAUUCAAUCAAUUGCGUCCUCUGGUUCGGAGAUCUGUUUGAUAUUCAACAAGUUCCUUCUCACGGACAAUAUGUAUUUAUUCGAAUACCGUUUUCAAAAAUAGCUACAAACAAUGGGAAAGCAAGAACUGGUCUUAAGGUUGAGGCAAAGAGAGCAGUGAUAAUUAUAGCCAUCAUCGUCGGAUUAGCUGGUGGCUCUAUUUUAAUUGGCAUUUACAUUCGUAGGGGGGCAUACUUUUAUGAAAGCCAAGAUGAUGACUUGGAUGUUCCAUUGUUCGACCUACAUACAAUAAAUACUGCCACUAAUAAUUUUUCAGAGAAUAAUAAGCUUGGAGAGGGUGGUUUUGGACCUGUAUACAAAGGUAUACUUGAAGGAGGGCAAGAAAUUGCUGUGAAGAGGCUAUCAAUUUGUUCUGGACAAGGAGUCAAUGAGUUUAAAAAUGAAAUUAAACUAAUUGCUAAACUUCAACAUCGGAAUCUUGUAAAGAUAUUUGGUUAUUGCAUUCGUAGAGAAACAAAACUAUUGAUUUAUGAGUACAUGUCCAACAAAAGUCUUGACUAUUUCAUUUUUGAUGAAAGGCAAAGCAAACGGUUAGAUUGGCCUAAGCGCUUCCAAAUUAUAUGCGGAAUUGCUAAGGGGCUUCUCUAUCUACAUCAUGAUUCUAGAUUGAGAAUUGUACAUCGAGAUCUCAAAGCUAGUAAUGUGUUACUUGAUGAAUAUAUGAAUCCAAAAAUUUCAGACUUUGGCUUGGCCAGAACUUUUGGUGGAGACCAAACAGAUGGAAACACAAAUAAAAUUGUUGGAACUUAUGGUUAUAUGGCGCCAGAAUAUGCUUCCAAUGGUAUGUUCUCAACAAAAUCUGACGUAUUUAGUUUUGGCACAUUGAUGCUAGAAAUCAUAAGUGGAAAGAAAAGUAGAGGCCUUUACAAUGAAGAUAGUAUUCUUAACCUCACUGGAUUGGCAUGGACUUUGAUGAAAGAAGGCAAUGCAUUUAAGUUUAUUGACCACGGCUUGUUGAGAGAUCCAUACGACAACAUGGAAGAAGCAUUGCGUUGCAUCCACAUUGGUCUUUUGUGUGUGCAACAAAAUCCUAUUGAUAGGCCUAAUAUGUCUUCUGUUAUUCUAAUGUUGAGUGAUAAGAACAUGUUGCCUCAGGCCAAACCACCAGCCUAUUUCACUAACACAGAUUUGUAUGGUGGAGAUCAUUCUUCCUUUGCAAAUCCCCCAUCAUGCAAUUUAAGCAUAACAACUAUUGAGGCACGAUGAGAAUUCAUAUUCUCAUCCAACAAAUUGGAGUUUCAACUUGACUUAAAAUUUGAAACAGUACAAUUUUUGUUUAUUUAGUUCAAAAUUGCAAUGAUGAUUGGAAUUAGUCUAUGCUAGAAAGUCAGACCUAAAUGAAAGGUUCUUGAAACCUUAGAAUGUGCUUAUCAUGAUAAUAAAAGUGAUUCUUGGACA
Messenger RNA from Humulus lupulus (European hop), 2628 nucleotides. Its product is annotated as G-type lectin S-receptor-like serine/threonine-protein kinase At4g27290. The transcript has 7 exons. Gene Ontology annotation, biological process: protein phosphorylation; recognition of pollen. The coding region runs from base 13 to 2436 and encodes 807 amino acids. Lineage: Eukaryota; Viridiplantae; Streptophyta; Magnoliopsida; Rosales; Cannabaceae. Gene Ontology annotation, molecular function: ATP binding; protein serine/threonine kinase activity. The record is from RefSeq and is a predicted model, not a curated record.